UAUGCACCCACCCGAUUCCCCGAGACCGGGAUCAAGUGCAAUAACGAAUCCUGGUUGGCGGUUCUCUUUGUCUGAUUCGGCGUCUCUACAUGAAUGCUGGAACGCUCAUCAGCGUUUAUCAAAACCGACAAAGUCGAGGGGAGAGAGAGGAUUGGCAGACUGACAGUUGACAGGGUUCGGCGGGUGCGAUCUUCAAGCUUCUUCUGUUCUGUAUCGUAUCGUAUCAGCGGAGGCCAGCAUCAGAAACUCGAGUCUCCAACAAUAAUGAAUGGUUAGUUAUAUAUAUUUCCUUUUGUUUUCUGGUUUCUGUCAGUGUGAAACGCUGACAACCGCGUGGUUUGAAGCGGGUGGCUUUUUCUUUUUCUUUUUCCUUUUUUCCUUCGUCUUCUGUCGUCUUCUGGAACGUCGGGAAGAAGUGGAGGGCAUGCUUUUUUGAUAUUCUUUCUCUACUUCGUUCUUCUUCUUCUUGGUAUAUAACAAAUUCUAGAAGUUUGCUUGAUCCAUUUUAUCCUUCAAUAAAUACUGUAAUGAUCCUCGUCCAAACCUCAACAUCAACAUCUUGUAUUAGUCUCCUAGUGGCAUUUCGGGGCGGUUACAAUUAGUUAGCUGUUCAUGAUGGAUUCUGUUUCACGUCCUUCAGCAUUCAAUGCCCAUGGCCCGUGUUCAUGUCCACGUCUCAAGUCCACGUCUCAAGUAGAGAAAUGCAUGCAUACCUGGGUAAAAAGUAUCCACAACUAUUCGGAAACAGACGCGGAAACCCUUUCUCUCUUAAGACGAAAAGAGAGACAUCACUGUACCGUACCUGAGGGUUUUCACCAAUUGGAGAUGCAAGGCGGUUAUCAAAACAAAUACAUAUUAUAUAACUACUCUUUUGGAGGAAACAUCGGACAUUAUCACCACCAACUCCUCAUCAUGUCCCCUAUUUUCAUUUCCCGACUCGUGUACGGUUCGGUUAUGGCUAUUAGAGCUCUAGGAAUAGGACUAUCAAACCAAGCCUCGAAAUCAGCCGUAGGAGAGGGGAGGCUGAACGCAUUAGCUAGGACGAUGUAUUAAUGACAACCCUUGGCCCAUACGGCGAUUGAUUGUCGAGGAUGGAUUUCUCUGGACUUCGGUAUCGCUAGGUGCGGUGUGCAUCUUGUCAUCAGCUUGUCAUCAUUCCCCGUCCCGCCUUCAAGGACAAUAUAUAUUAAAUGGGGACAGGGCAAUUCUGU
Molecule: messenger RNA, 1211 nt
Organism: Blastomyces dermatitidis ER-3
Lineage: Eukaryota; Fungi; Ascomycota; Eurotiomycetes; Onygenales; Ajellomycetaceae
Exons: 1
Coding region: 613-1053 (146 amino acids)
Source: RefSeq, a predicted model, not a curated record